AUGCAUAUUUCUAGACUGUCCGCCUGGGCGCUGACUACUGCAGUAGUCAGCGCUGGCAAAGGCCCUUUCUUGGAACAGAUUAAUGACUCUACCUGGGUCAUUGGAAAUGAUCACUGGAAUCUGACCCAGGGCUCUCUAUAUGCGACCAAGUUGUUCUGGGAUGGUGUACCGGGCGCUGAUCUUGUGGGUUCUGCUGUCGGUCAUUAUAUCGGCUAUGAUGGUGAAAACAAUCUCAAAUUCACGAAUGCCACCAUUGCGUCGCGCGGCACCAAUUACAUCGACGUCAGCUUCUCCGCCACCGCCGGUGACUUCCACUGGGUCAUCUUCGAUGACCUGACUGGCGCAUACCAGUACUUUGUCAAUCGCGCCCUGCCCGACAUCAGCAUCCUUCGGACCCUGUGGAGACUGGCGCCAGAGUACUUCCCCAACGGCCGUACCCAUGUGAAGGAUGAGCCGUUGCCUGACUUCUCCUUGUAUGCCAACGCCACCAACGUCCAGGAUGAAACCUGGCAGUUGGCUGACGGGUCGUACAUCACGAAGUACGACUGGUCGAACGCCGUCAGAGACCGCGACUUUUACGGCAUCUAUGGGCCGAAAGCUGGUUCCUGGUACAUUCACCCUACCACCGAGUACUAUAACAGCGACCACCUGAGUCAGACAUUGACGAUCCACAGAGAGUCCAAGACUGGAGAUUCUGUCCAGCUCAAUGUCGUUCAGGACACUUCGCACUUUCGAGUUGGCCAGAAGGUCGCUCAACCCGCUGGCAAAGUCUGGGGACCUUGGCUGUGGUACUUGAACAAUGGUGAUGUUGCAGACGCAGCUCAGCAGCACAAGAAGGAAGUCAAACAUGUACCCUAUUCUUGGUUCAAGGACUCAGCCUACCACUCCCGUGGCGGCAUCCAAGGAGCUCUUACCCUUUCUGACGGUCGACCGGCUUCCAAUGCAGCUGUGUUCCUUGGUGAUACCGACACUACAAUUCGCCCUUCUAUCCAAGGAAAGAACUAUUACUACACGACAUUCACCAAUGACAAGGGCCGCUUCUCCUUCGACAACGUCCGCACGGGCUCUUACGCAGUCUACGCCUGGUCCAACGGUGCCAAGCUGGCGGACGUUUACACAAACUUCACGACUCCCGUGACCGUCGUCAAGGACAAAACCGUGAACCUCGGCCAGCUUUCGUGGGAGGUCCCCAAAAGCAAGCGCAUUUUCCAGGUUGGCGAGUUCGAUAAGAAGGCCACGGGUUUCAAGAAUGGCGGAUUGCCGUACCAGCACGGUGUCGCAGCGGACAGCCCUGCUAACUUGACCUUUGUCGUCGGCGAGUCUAAGGAUUCGGACUGGUACUUUGCGUCGUCCGCCAUUGGAAAGUGGACCAUUGAGUUUGAUCUUCCCGAGGCCGACAUUGCUGCCAACAAGACCGCACUGCUAAGCGUAUCACUUGCUGGAUACUCUCAGAGCGGUGCACUCGACAUCGACGUCAAUGGACAUGUUUACGACUCGUUGAGCAAAGAUGUGCUGACAAGUGAUCCUGCCUUGUAUCGCUCAGGAAAGAUUAGCGGAGAGUGGCGAUUCUUCCAGUACAAGGUCGACACGGACAUUCUCAAGGCGGGAAAGAACACUGUUGGAUUUACUGUUACCAGAUACACUCAGUGGAGAGGCUUCCUAUGGGAUAGCAUCAUCUUUGAGUGGGUUUAA
Messenger RNA from Colletotrichum truncatum, 1692 nucleotides. RefSeq names its product rhamnogalacturonate lyase. Gene Ontology annotation, biological process: carbohydrate metabolic process. The record is from RefSeq and is a predicted model, not a curated record. Gene Ontology annotation, molecular function: carbohydrate binding; catalytic activity. NCBI's taxonomy places the organism in Eukaryota, Fungi, Ascomycota, Sordariomycetes, Glomerellales, Glomerellaceae.